Cantharellus anzutake is the source of this 875-nucleotide messenger RNA. RefSeq lists its product as uncharacterized. The record is from RefSeq and is a predicted model, not a curated record. The coding region runs from base 128 to 715 and encodes 195 amino acids. Lineage: Eukaryota; Fungi; Basidiomycota; Agaricomycetes; Cantharellales; Hydnaceae. The transcript is spliced from 3 exons.
CCUACUGGACAAAGUCGGUGAUUUGGUGUGUCAGCGGAUAACAGUGCCUCCAGUAGUUUGCAGCUGAAUCAACUCCAUGCUGUUUAACCUCUAGACCAAGAACUUUCAUGUUCACCAUAAUCAGCAAAUGACCCAACCCCUAUCUUCCUCACCCGUAUCACCGAAGGGGCAGGGAUCGCUUACCUAUACGACAGUUCUUCCACAGCGUAAAACUAUUAGUCCGUCAGGCCCAACGAGUUCUGCAUCGGCAUUGACGGGGUGCACCACGCUGUCCUCCGUGCCUCCGCCACCCAUGCCAACGAUUCAGGGGGCGCCAUUUCCAAGGACAUAUUGUGACGGUAAUCACCCUAACUAUCCACCACUUCCGGCAUCGUUCCCCAAUCCCGUGCUCGAACCACUUACGACACGUCCCGUAGAAAGUUGGGGUUCAUCCCUUGCAUUGAGUGGUUCAGUUCCAAUGGCCUCCCCCAAUCACCAUGUUCGAUACUCUGCCUUGCCUUCCAUUGGGGUUACAUACACUGUUCAGGACCCAAGCCCACCGUCUGAAUCGCACCAGCAAACCUUGGAAGCCAUGUAUAGCCCCUAUGGUACGACACAAGUGCUCGCGGGACAUAGCGGAGGGAUGGGGACACAGGCGGGACCUUGUUUGGACACAACUCCAUUGGGUAUUCGAGGUGGUAUGCUCCUUGGAUCAUUGAAUGAGGCUGGAUGUUAGAACCGGUGUUCUUGCGUUAUGCCUCCCUGCUCGUAUUCAGUUUGCACCUUACUCCGGGUAGACAGACCAACAAAGGAUAUUUAUCAUUCAUAUUCGUCAGAUUUUUUGUUUUCGUGAUUGACACAUUCGCCUCUUGCGAUGGUUUCCCUUGAUACAUAAC